UUAGAAUUAUUGUUGGUGCUUUUAGUUUUCAACUUUUCGUGCGAUUGUGUGUGGUUACGAACGAGUGCGGCGGAUAAAUUUGCCGCUUUUGCUGUGUUAUUAUUUUUGUGUUUCUUGAUUUUCGAAUUAAUUCAUUUUUCGCAUAAUCAGCUGUGAGAAAAUAGUAUUAGAAAAAUAUCAAGUUGUGUUAAAUGUUAUUAAAUUUAAAUUAAUAAAUUACCGUGGGUUUAUAUUGUAUGAAUCCUUUGUUUACAUUUUUGCAAUAUCGUUGCAUAUAACAAAUUCGAUUGUCUUGUUGUUGUUGUUAUUGUUAUUUUUGCUAGUACGUUGCAAUUUAAAAGACUGACAAGCGCAUGAAAAGUAGAACAUUCCAUAAUAAAUGUAAAUAAUUGUAGUAGUUAUAAAACGGAAAUUUAAUUAAUGCAGUUUGAGUUAUGGCGUCUUGACUAAAGUAGUGAACAGCCAGCCGCAACAUGACUCAAGCCAGUAAAGAAUUUGCAACCCAGACGGCAACAAGAACGACAACCGCAACAACCUCAGAAACAACUCCAACUACGAAACAAAAUUGUGACAUACUUUUAAACAAUUUCCAAAUCAAGAAGAAACAAUAUCGCGUACUGCUGAAUAAUGAUCACAUUGUUUGGGAACGUUUGGAUGCCAAUCGCAGUAGUGCCGGUACCAAUGAAAAGAUUACGAAGAAAGAACUUGAAUUCGAAACAGAGCAGCUCUCCAAUAGAGCCGCGAAUGCUGCAAAAUAUGGUAGCACCAGUAAAUUAAUACAUAUAAACGAAGUAAUUCACGUUGCGAAGGGUAAUACAAAAUCAGCAACAUGUCGUCGUGUUACACAGGCCACAAGCGAUUUUAAUACAACGAUAUCUAGCAACAUCGAGCAACAGCGCCAACAACAUGCCAACCAAUCAACUUCAGCACCCACUGAGCAAUAUUUGACCAUACACUAUGCCGAGCGGAUUAACAAAUCACCAAUCGACUGCAAUCGCUGGCACAUACGCGCACUCACGCUCUACAACUCGGAUCCGUACGUGGUAAGACAAUGGCACGCGUUACUACAAAAAAUACUUAAUAACUCCACGCGUUUGCGUGUACAACGUUUGUUGGUUUUCAUCAAUCCGUUCGGUGGGCGCAAGCAGGGUCUACAAAUGUAUGAGCGGUAUUGUAAGCCUGUCUUUGAGCUCGCUGGUGUGGAUGCAUCGUGCAUAAUAUCACAGCGUGCAAAUCAAAUACGUGAUAUACUUAUGAGUCAUGACCUAGGUUUGUUCGAUGCAGUUUGUUGUGUUGGCGGUGAUGGUACCGUAGCCGAAGUUAUCAAUGGUUUGGUGUUUCGUGCAAUGCGUGAUUUAGGCAUAGAUGCUAUACGUCCUGCUUAUAUACCUAAGCCUGCGUUACCGGUCGGUAUAAUACCAGCAGGCAGUACUGAUACUGUGGCGUACAGUUUGCACGGUACUUCAGAUGUGCGAACUGCAGCUAUACAUGUGAUAUUAGGUCAACGUCGUGGUUUAGAUAUUUGUAGUGUACGCAAUCGACAAGGAAUUGUUCGGUUUUGUGCCAGUGCCUUUUCUUAUGGCUAUUUGGGUGAUGUGGCGGCUAAAAGUGAAAGAUAUCGUUGGAUGGGUACAAAACGCUAUGAAUUCACUGGUGUAAAAUCAUUUCUGCUUAAUCGCGGUUAUGAGGCCGAAAUACGUAUGUUGCUGGAAAGUGAAGAAGAUGUGAAUAGUAGGAACAUGCGUGCUAGUAUUCAGACUAUAAAUACCGCAGAACCUACUUCGACAACAGAUUCUAUUUGUUAUGCUCACUGUCAACGUUGUAGCAUUGCGCCUUCAGUUCAACCUGACGAUGCACUUUCUUAUAAAUUGUUGAAAUCCACAACAAGUGUAACUGAUGGUGAUAUCGAUAAUCAAACUAUAGAUGAUAUGAUGCCCCGUUCAUCAAAUAUAUCACUAAAUGCUCAAUUAAAUGAAACUAAACUGCAAAACGAUCAAACUGAUAAGUGCAUAAAUUUUAAUAUGGAAGACUGUGAUAAAAAUAUCGAAACUGAAAACCGAAUUGAGGAAUUGCUGAGUGUAACUAAAUUAGAAGAUGUGCAAUUAAGAACUGAAUUUAAACCUAAUCAACAAGAAGAAGAUCUUAAACAAAACUUAAAAGCAGACUCUACUUAUGAAGCGCAAAGUAUUCUCACAACCUCAAAUAAUUCCUUAAACAACAAUUCUGUUAGUAGACUGCGAAAUAGUCAAAUACGAGCAGAAAAUUGGAAAAUUGUGAAGGGUCAAUUUUUUAUGAUAACGGGUGCUAAUAUUACUUGCGCAUGUACACGUAGUCCUAAUGGUGUUUCCCGAUACAGUCAUCUGGGAGAUGGCACCUUAGAUCUGGUUUUGGUACGAAAGACUUCGUUAAUUAGUAAUGUUCGUCUAGUUUUAAAUAUGAUGGGGCGCACUGGCGAUAUUCGUAACUUGCCGUUCGUUGAAGUUUACCGCACAAAGAAAUUCUCAUUCCGUACGCCAAAUAUGUUGACAGCUGAUGAUGAGUAUAGUAUCAGUGGAUCUUGCCAACCGAUAACGGCAACGGCGGAAAUUGAAGAUGAUCCUAAUGUAUCAAGCUGGAACUGUGAUGGUGAAGUUGUAACCGAUCUUGAUGUUACAAUGAUUAGUGUUUUAUAG
Molecule: messenger RNA, 2672 nt
Organism: Teleopsis dalmanni
Lineage: Eukaryota; Metazoa; Arthropoda; Insecta; Diptera; Diopsidae
Product: ceramide kinase-like
Exons: 5
Coding region: 474-2672 (732 amino acids)
Molecular function (GO): kinase activity
Source: RefSeq, a predicted model, not a curated record